AUGCCAUUCGGAAGAAAAGGAAGAAAGAACCAAAUUGAUGAAAGCUAUACCUCUGUUAUUGAUGGUAUUAAAAAGAUUUAUGAUACUAAACUCAAAAAAUUAGAGACUGAUUAUAAAUAUGAUUACUUAAUUUCUCCAACUAUGAGACCAGCUGACUUUGAUGCAAAGCCAAUGGUUUUAUUCCUUGGUCAAUACUCUACUGGUAAAACUACUUUUAUUAAUUAUUUAUUAAAUUAUGAUUAUCCAGGAUCAAAUAUUGGUCCUGAACCAACUACUGAUGGAUUUGCAGCUAUUAUGCAUGGACCAACAAAUGGUAAUGUUCCAGGAAAUACUUUAUGUGUUCAAACAGAUAAACCAUUUACUAAUUUGGCUAGAUUCGGUAAUGAUUUUAUGGCUAAAUUUAGUGGUGCAUAUUGUAAUCUUCCCCUCCUUGAACAUAUGACUUUUAUCGAUUCUCCUGGUGUUUUGUCUGGAGAAAAACAAAGAAUUGGUAGAUCAUAUGAUUUUAAUGAAGUUGUAAGAUGGUUUGCUGAAAGAGCUGAUAUGAUUGUACUUGUAUUUGAUGCACAUAAAUUAGAUAUUUCUGAUGAAUUUAAAGGAGUUAUUGAAUCUGUUAAGAAACACUCAGAAAAAAUGAAAAUUGUAUUGAAUAAAGCAGAUUCUAUUGAUUCACAACAAUUAAUGAGAGUAUAUGGAGCUCUUAUGUGGUCACUUGGUAAAGUUAUGCAAACACCAGAAUGUCUUAGAGUCUAUGUCUCUUCAUUCUGGGACCAACCAUUUAAAGAUACUUUAUUUACUUCUUUAUUUGAAAAAGAACGUGAUGAUUUAAUGUAUGACCUUCAUGCAUUACCAAAACAAGCUACUGUUCGUAAAGUUAAUGAAUUAUGUAAACGUGCUAGAUUAGCUAAAACAAACGCAUACAUUACAUCAUAUCUUCGUGAACAAAUGCCAACAUUUGGUAAAGAAAAAAAGAAGGCAGAACUUAUUGCUGAUUUGAAUAAUGUCUUUAAUAUUAUUAUGAGAAAAUAUAAUUUGGCUGCUGGUGAUUUCCCACCAAUCCAGCUUUAUAAAGAAAAAUUAAAUGAACUUGAUUUCACUAAAUUCCCUAAGUUAGAUACAAAGCUUAUUGCUUCUAUUGAUGACGUACUAGGCACGGAUAUUCCGAUGUUAUUAAAGAAAUAUCCAAUGGAAGAUAGUUUGUCUUCUUCUUCUAACCCAUUUGAAGCAUCAACUGGUUAUGAAAAAUGUAUGGAUAUUUUAGAAGUAACUGACGAUGAAAUUUUUGCUUACCAAAAAGAAUUUGAUAAAUUACCAAAGAACGAAGAAGGUAAGGUUAAUGGUAAAGACUGUUUUGCUCCACUGAUGGCUACUGGAGCAGAUAAGAAAGCUCUGAAAAAGAUCUGGUCUAUUGCUGAUUCCGGUAAAAAUGGAUCGUUAAAUGCUCAUCAAUACAUUCUUGCCAAAGUUUUAGUUCGAAGUCUAUUGCAAAAUGGUGGUUAUCCGGAUGAUUUACCGCCUGUGGAGUAA
Molecule: messenger RNA, 1527 nt
Organism: Entamoeba histolytica HM-1:IMSS
Lineage: Eukaryota; Evosea; Mastigamoebida; Endamoebidae
Product: EH-domain containing protein, putative
Exons: 1
Coding region: 1-1527 (508 amino acids)
Biological process (GO): endosomal transport; endocytosis
Cellular component (GO): plasma membrane; intracellular membrane-bounded organelle; cytoplasm
Molecular function (GO): GTP binding; protein binding
Source: RefSeq, a predicted model, not a curated record